AUGGAGAGCAUGCUCAAGAAGCUUGUACGGGAGGUGGACAGCUACAUUUUGGAGGCACAAGGGUUCCUGCAAAUUUUGAAUGCCCACAGCCAAUAUAUCACCAUCCAGACUGGACAGUCCCGCCAAGCACCCAUCACACCCAGCCCCACCAAGAGGACCUGCUUAGGGGACACCGCAUCCAAGGAGGUUUGGGUGGGGACACCCUUCCCCGGGUCACGAUCCUGGGACUCAGAAGACAACGAUGAAGAGUGGGGAAGGACGCAUAGUCUGUCCUCACAAUCCACAAAGGUCCGUGUGCCCCAGAAGUUGGAGAAGAUUUGGAAGCUGAAACACGGGACGCCCGUGCUGGCCACCGCACUCAGCAGCUUCACACGCCAUGCAUUCACCUGUGGCAGCGAUGGAGUCAAGGUGUGGAGCCUAGCCAGUCAGACUGUGGAGAACCCGGUGCCAGAAACUCAUCUGCAUAUACAGACCCAGGGCUCCAUGGUGCACACCUGUCACCUGACAUCUGAUAGCACUACCUUGCUGAUGGCUGGCAACAGCGUGGCGGGCGUGAGUGUGUGGGACCUGAAGGCGCCCACCCUGCACAUGAAGAGCAAGUUGCCCUCCUCAGGCUUCGCCUGUCAGGCCCUGGCCUCCAGCCUCGAGAACAACCUGGCUUUGGGCAGCCUAAGUAACGGCAUCAUCAGGAUCUGGGACCUACGGAGUGGGCAGGUGGUCAGGUACAGCCCUGACCCAGCCACCAAGAUAGUGGUGAUGGAUCAGCAGGUCUGGGCAGGAAGUCAGGAGGGAUCCUUGCAGUGCUGGGACCUGCAGAACCUCACCGAACCCCAGAAAUACCAGUUUGAUUCUCAGAUAACGGCCCUGUCACCCCACCCCCAGGAGGACUUUGUGCUGGUGGGUCUCAGCAGCGGCCAGCAGUGGCUGCAGCCCACAUCGGGGGGCUUGAGGCAGAUGGUGGGGUGCAAGGAAGACACCAUCCUGGACCUCACCUUCUCCCCGAAGGGCCAGUGGUGGGUGAGUGUGGGGAUGGACAACCUGCUCAGUAUCUACCACAUGCCCGCAGGGACGCCGGGGCUCCAGGUGGCCAGGUCCUCCAGCAUCGUGUGUUGUGAUGUGGCUCAGAACGACCGGCUCCUUAUCACGGGCUCCAGAAACCACUGCACCUUAUACCAGAUUCAGUACUGA
This is a messenger RNA of Sorex fumeus (smoky shrew), 1188 nucleotides long. It is a transcript of the gene TLE6, whose product is annotated as TLE family member 6, subcortical maternal complex member. Gene Ontology annotation, biological process: regulation of DNA-templated transcription; negative regulation of canonical Wnt signaling pathway. The record is from RefSeq and is a predicted model, not a curated record. Bases 1 to 1188 code for a protein of 395 amino acids. Gene Ontology annotation, cellular component: nucleus; transcription regulator complex. The transcript has 10 exons. Lineage: Eukaryota; Metazoa; Chordata; Mammalia; Eulipotyphla; Soricidae. Gene Ontology annotation, molecular function: transcription corepressor activity; protein binding.